UUUCUUCGCCAUCCUAAGUUAAAUUUAAUAUGUUUUCUCUCAGCUGUGCAUACCUAGCAUACAAAAUUGGAUAAUAGUUAUUACAAUUGUUAAAGAACACAGUUACAGUGUUUGUUCAAAUCAUUGAUAUGGAAAUAAGAAGACACAGGAGAGUAACCGGAAACCAUCGCAGUUAGGUGGCAGGCUGGGGUCUCGUCCGUCUCGAAGGCACCUUUUCGUUCUACACAUAUACAUUUGACAAACUCUUUUUAGUUUAUGUGAAGGAUGUACCAGUAAUAAAGAAAAAAGUAGGAGGAUAAACUUAAAGAGUACCGACUUUCUUAUUUCACAACCGCUUGAAAAUAAGUCCCUGUCUUGAGAUGGAAAAUAACAACAAUAAUGGGGGUGGCCAGCGACCUCGGGGAACUGGUACCAACAAUAACCAAGGACAGGGUGGCCGCCAUAAUCCUAUUCUCCAUGUUCGAGAUCGCUUGUUUCAUGCUCUCUUUUAUCGCAUUGCCAUCACCUAUGCCAAGGCAUUUCCUCGUCCUGUGAGACGAGUGCUGGAGUUUGUUAUGCUUGUGAAAGCGCUGAUGGUAUUGAGCAUUUUGUUCUACAUCCAUAUUGUCUUUGCUCGUACCCCUAUUAAUUGUCUUUCUGGAGUUGCCGAUUCAUGGCCAAGGCAUGGCAUUCUUCGUGUAGAAAUUGUGCGUAAUGCAUCUGAAAACUACUCGAUAAUCAACUCCUAUGAAAAGGAAUAUUCAGAUUUUAGUUUGUUUGUGGACUCGAAUGUGAUGGAAGAACUGGGCUUGAGUACUGUGUGGAAUACUUCUGAUCCUGAGACACCGAACAGUGAAAGAGAGAGUAUAGAGAGAGCAAGAAGUACUGUAACUAGUGAGGAUGAGGAAGAUGACGAAGUUGAUACAGGGGAAUCACAAGAAGGUGAUAGGCCAACCAGGGGAGGAAGGAGCAGGAGUCUUUUGGAUAAUACAACCAUAACUAACUUUUUCCCUGGAGAUGUCUAUGAAGAACAGAUCACACCUUUGCACCAGCAGUUUUCUGAAUUGGAAAUGCUGGCCAAGGCUGUAUGGCCAGAAGAAAAAUACAUUGUGGAAUAUGCUCUUGAAUAUGGAUUUCUGCGCUUGUCUCCCAAGACACGUCAGCGUCUUAAUAUUACUGUCAUGUUAGUCACACUAGAUCCUCUGAAGGACGAAUGUUUUGGGGAUGGGCUGAGUCGCUUCUUGCUGGAUGAGUUUCUUGGUUAUGAUGACAUCCUGAUGUCUUCUAUCAAGGAAUUGGCUGAACAGGAAGAAAACAAAGGGUUUUUGAGGAAUGUAGUGACUGGAGAACACUAUCGAUUUAUUAGCAUGUGGAUGGCACGCAGCUCUUAUGUGGCUGCAGCAUUCAUUAUGUUGGUCUUUACGGUUUCAGUAUCUACACUUUUGAGAUAUUCCCAUCAUCAGAUAUUCCUCUUUAUUGUUGACCUGCUGCAAAUGCUGGAGAUGAAUGUCACAGUUGCAUUUCCAGCUGCCCCACUUCUGACUGUCAUACUAGCACUUGUAGGAAUGGAGGCCAUAAUGUCAGAGUUCUUCAAUGACACAACAACAGCUUUUUAUAUAAUCUUAAUUGUGUGGGUGGCUGACCAGUAUGAUGCCAUCUGCUGCCACACGAACAUAAGUAAACGACACUGGCUGAGGUUUUUUUAUCUGUACCACUUUGCCUUCUAUGCGUAUCAUUACCGCUUCAAUGGACAAUACAGUAGUUUGGCUCUCUUCACCUCUUGGCUUUUUAUUCAGCAUUCAAUGGUGUACUUCUUCCAUCACUAUGAACUGCCAGCCAUUUUGCAGCAAGCUCGCAUCCAGGAGCUCCUGAACCAGCAUGCACAACCAGACAUCAACAUUCCUGCUGACAACAGUCCGCAGCCCCCACCACAGCAGCAGGAUGGACAGGAAGGACAGGCCAAUGAUCAGAGUGCUGAACAAAUUGCCAGUACUCAAGCACCAAGUCAGGAAAACAGCUCACUAAACAGUGCCAUUCCGCAGCACAAUCUGCAGCAGCAAGUUGGUGAUGAAGGAGUUGGCACCUCUCAGGCAAGUGAUGGAAUGGAGACACAGGCAUCUCAAACCAGAGAGAGAAAUGGAAUGGCACAACAUGCUUCACUCACCUCAGCCUUCCUUGAACGAAGUGUCUCUGAGCUUGUUGCUAUGCUUAAUCGUCGCCAAGGCUUUGCUCCAAGAACAACCACAGCAGUGGAUGGAACAGUGAGUGCAGGUGAAACCAGAAAUGACAACAGUCGGCCAACCAGUGAAGACCCAAGUAAUGCAGGCGUGUAUGAAGAAGGGACUGGGCCUUUCAUGGUGGAUCGAAUUCGAAUUUACACUCCAGCCAACUUUGUCCAGAUGUUCCUGCCACAGUCAGGCUCAGCUGUCACUUCUGAAGUCUCUCGGCCAACCUCUGUCACUGAUGACGUUAGCACAGUUGGUGCCACCAAUGUGACAAGCUUUGAUGGAAGUGCUGAGACUUCUACUUCUGCAGACACAGACUUAGCAGAAGUUGUUGGACUGGGCGUAACAUCAGCUAUGGUUACACCUUUGGAGAGGUCAGCAGAUACACGUGACAUAGAGGAAAACUCUGUCACAAGAGAUGCUGAUCAGCAGGUGGGAAGUACCACCCAAAAAGAUGACCUUGAUUUGCAAGCUGUGGACAGCUUUAGUACAUCCACUGUAGCCAGCAAGAAACUUUUGGCAUGGAAAAGGACCCCAUCACCCAUGCCUGUUGCACCUGGCGAAUUGGUAGAUAAGUCAGCAGAAGAAUCUUCUGGAGUGCAAUGUGACAUGAGCUAUCCAACUGAAAGACAAACAGUGACUUCAAGCAAUCCAACUGGGCUUGUGGAUUAUGAUGUAGAUUAGCCAGAAAUUAUUAGUUGUGCGAGUUGUGGUGUUCCCUCACAGCCUGGGGCAGUUGUUACCCAAAUCUGGAAUGACUGCAAGUUUUCAGUGUUGAUGUAUAGAAAUAAUAUUGAAUAAACUAUUAUUGACACCUGUGCAAUUCUUGAAAUGUGAUUGGGGGGGAGGGGGAAGUAGAAAUUUCCACCACAGCUGAACCAUGGAAGGGAAAGUAGAAGGGAAGAGAGAGUGAGUCAAGGAUUAUGCAGUGUAAAAAUGUGCCUGUCAGGAAAAUGGCUGAACCAUUAUGCCUAAAGAUUGUGAACACUUGAUUUAUUAGGCAUUCAUGCAAAGCUUUUAAUCAAGAAAUUGGCAUUCUUUCAAAAUACACGAAUAGUGUGCAUGGUAAUUUUCUUGAAACCUAGCUUGCAGAUGCGCUUUCAGAUGUAUAAUAAUAAUGGCAUGGUAAUCAGAGAUGUGGGUUUGACAGGCUGUUCAUUCUGAAGACUGGCUACUGUUUUUGCUUAUUGUGGCAUGGAAUAUUUCAGGAACUAAAGAUUGCAGUGGCCUAGUCCUGACAUUAUCACGUCUCUAAUUGAUGUCUAUUGUUGUUAAAUAAUAAUUGGAUUUGUAAAGUGCAUUUCUACCAUUUAGACAUAGCUCAGUGUGCUGCACAGGAAAGAUCACAAACAAACAAACAGUAAACCAUACAAAAUCAUCUAAAAGCAAAGUGCAUGGAGGAUAGAGAUGCUAUGGUGAUCGAGAGGAACUUCAAAUUUAGACAGUUCAGAGGGGAUAUUUUGAGAGGGGGGGGAGAAUUCCAAACAGUGGGGCCUGAGAAGAAAAAGAAAAGAGAGGAGGGUGGCACUGUAAAUUGUUGGAACAAGUAUGCAGAACUGUAUUUCUGAGCAGGGAUAAAGUUAAAUUUAGUUCCAAGAAUACUUCAGGCUGACACCUGAACUGUGCGUGUGUGAGAGAGGGGCAUGAAGCAGGCCUUUCACCCAUUUAUCUGCCUUUGAUAUACCUGGUGAAAAUAGGCCCCAUCUUCAUGUACUAGUUGACCAUUUUAAUACUUAAAUUUGAGAGUAAAGGCCAUGGCUUUUGUUACAUAAACAGGAGAAAAGAAAGAGGAGAUAAAAGAACCCCCAACAAGGUGGGUAGAAUAGCCAUCUUCACAUGAAUAUGGAAAACCACUUAGGCUAUUUUCAGUCGGUUUGUUGCAAAAACAAACAGCUUUUUUUCUGGGGAUCCACUCUAUUCCUAUGGACUACAACUUGAGUUGCAUUUUAUAUGAAUGUCCUUCACUAUUAUGUAAUGUUACAAUAAAAUCUUGUAAGUUUAAUAACAUUUUUCCAAAAUGCAUUUUAACUUUUAGUGACCUUGAUCUGGCUUUUUCUCAGCAAAAUGGUUCUUAAUAAAAUAUGGCGAUGCAA
Molecule: messenger RNA, 4297 nt
Organism: Pomacea canaliculata
Lineage: Eukaryota; Metazoa; Mollusca; Gastropoda; Architaenioglossa; Ampullariidae
Product: membralin-like
Exons: 13
Coding region: 360-2888 (842 amino acids)
Biological process (GO): positive regulation of ERAD pathway; response to endoplasmic reticulum stress
Cellular component (GO): endoplasmic reticulum
Source: RefSeq, a predicted model, not a curated record